Messenger RNA from Melitaea cinxia (Glanville fritillary), 1827 nucleotides. Its product is annotated as glucose dehydrogenase [FAD, quinone]-like. Gene Ontology annotation, molecular function: oxidoreductase activity, acting on CH-OH group of donors; flavin adenine dinucleotide binding. The record is from RefSeq and is a predicted model, not a curated record. The transcript has 5 exons. Lineage: Eukaryota; Metazoa; Arthropoda; Insecta; Lepidoptera; Nymphalidae.
AUGAUUUGGCAACCCCUCAAUCUUAGUGACACCUGUCCAAUGAACUCAUCCCUCACAGCCUGUUCUACCUUCGGACAUAUUUAUCUGAACCUAUUGGUACAACUUUUUGGCGGUUCUCUUGACGAGAGAAUACAGAAGAAAUAUCAAUACAAGGAGCCUGACAAUAAUAGUACUGAGUACAACUUCAUAGUAGUCGGAGCUGGUGCUGCGGGUUGCGUGGUUGCUAACAGAUUGACUGAUAACCCCGAUUGGAAAGUCCUUCUUUUAGAAGCAGGUCCAGAACAGCCUGAUGUUACUAUAGUACCAGCUUUAUCAACGGCGUUGCUUGGUUCCAAUAUCGACUGGGGUUACUCUACUGAACCUAAUGGACAAAGUUGUCUAAAUCGUGAAGGCAGAUGCUCCUGGGCUAGUGGUAAAACCAUGGGUGGUUCGAGUUCUAUUAAUUCAAUGGCGUUUAUUAGAGGUAACAAAAAAGACUAUGAUGGCUGGUCUGCGCUAGGUAACGAGGGGUGGAGUUACGAAGAAGUGCUGCCGUUUUUCAAAAAAUCGGAGAAGAACCUAAAUAUUGAAAUUUUAGACAGUAGGUAUCACGGAGUCAUGGGGGAGCAAUAUAUAUCGUUAUUCCCGUAUGUCGAUGAACCUUCCCUAUUAGUAACUAAAGCUUUUAUGGAGAAAGGACUCCCUUUAGUAGAUCAUAAUGGAGCCCAACAAGUAGGUGUUUCGCAGACACAAGCUUUUUCACGUUCAGGUAAAAGAGUGUCCACAAACACAGCCUUCAUACAACCUAUUAGAUAUACAAGAAAAAAUCUAACAGUUAAAGUUAAUUCUGAAGCCAUACAAAUACUCAUCGAUGAAAAUAAGAGAGCAUAUGGUGUAAUUUAUGUUCAGAAUGGAAAUGUUUUUAUUGCCUAUGCUAAAAAGGAAGUCAUUGUUAGUGCUGGAGUUGUGCAUUCACCAAAGUUGUUAAUGCUGUCUGGAAUUGGACCGAAAGAUCACUUAGAAAGAAUGAACAUACACGUCAUUCAAGAUUCAGCCGUUGGAGAGAACUUGCACGAUCACGUAUCAUUUGAUGGUGUAAUUGUAGCGUUACCUAAUAAGACAGCAACAACAGUCAGUGAAAACAAAAUUCUGGAAGAAAUUUAAAAUUACGCUAAUAUGAAAAUAAAACGUGGUCCUUUGUCAGGCAAUGGACCGGUAAGCACGAUAGCGUUAAUAAAAACUGACCCAAGCUUAGAUGCUCCGGAUAUAGAAUACCAUAUCGGCAAUGUUUACAACUGGAGAGAAUUUCUCGAUGAAAUUUUCACUGCUCAGGACACAGCAAUUUUCCUAACAGCCUUUUACGAUGCUCUUUUGAAAAGAACAAUGAAUAUUGUGCCUAUAAGUAGAGGUAAGCUGUUAUUAAAUGAAUCUAAUCCACACGGUCCUCCUGUACUUAAUCCAAAUUACUUAGAUGAUGAAAGAGAUUUUAUCCCUUUAUUGAAAGGUAUGAAAUUUCUUUUAUCAUUGGAAAACACAGAAGCAUUUAGAUCAAGCGGUGCAUAUUUUGUUCGGGAGCCACUAGCGGCUUGUAAAAGUUAUGAAUGGGAUACCGAUGAGUACUACACUUGCUUAGCGAAACAGUACACAGCUACUACUUAUCAUCAAGGGGGUACGUGCAAGAUGGGUCCGAAAUGGGAUGAAAAAGCCGUUGUAGAUAAUGAAUUGCUGCACCGCACCAACGCUCUAAAGGAUGAGCCGCCUCUGGUCUCGUUCGCUGGUCCUGGAUAUGGACGGUCAUCGUCGCCGCGUCGUACAUUGAUCUCAGUACCUCAAGUCAAGUCGAUAUGA